UCGUGAUAAUAUUGAUUUUUCCACCGAUCCGUUACAACAUACCGAUCCGGCGGCGGUAAAAGUGGGGACUCACUCUCACUGUUCGCGCCGGCUAAGGUGGCUUCGGCUGUCCCGUCGUUUUUAAAACGCUGAACACCGCGGCUCCGUUUCUCCCCGUUUGCGAGGCUUGUCGGACCAGCGGCCGAUAUCGCUGCCGGAAAGGAAAAAGGGUUUCACCUCGGGACGAGUCUGAAGGGCUCCAAGUGCGACCACGAUGACGGCCCAGAUCGAGACCGUAGGGAACACCUUCAGGAAUCUUAGCUGCGACGAGGAUUACGUGCCUUCCGCGAUCGAACACAUAGAAAGGUUAGGUGCCUUCGGAAUAGGACUGCUAAGUUCCGGCGCGGUGUUGACUACUUUGACGUUAUACUUCGCCGUGGAUGCUUGCCACAAUGUUUUCUACCAAAAAGAGUCGAGUUUCUACAAAACCAGCAGCAUCAUGAUCCUGUCGAUGUAUCCGGUCGCAAGUAUUUGCAGUUUGACAGCGAUAGCAAUACCAAGGACCCAGUUGCUGUCGGAGGCGGUCACACAGAUAUUCUUAACGACGGUGUUGUACUGGCUCUAUCUGUUGCUGGUCUACAUCGGUCGCAAAAUAGUGACGACGUCGCCGCCAUUAAGGCUGAGGGUCGGCCCGUGUUGCUGCUGGCCCUGCCUGCCCUUUCCGGAACUCGAAAUGUCCGACGCCAAUUUGUCCUGGCUCGGGCUCAUGGUCCUCCAGCUUCCUAUUAUCCAGACGCUAUCUUAUUGCAUAUUCCUGAUCAUGUCGAUCGAGGAGCCUAACCUAAUAACAAAAUACGGCAUAUGGCUGCAGCCAAUCUGUAUGACUAGCAUACUUUUCGGAAUAUAUGGGCUGACUAUUACGGUGAAGAGUCUGCAGGAAGUUGCUCCAGAGGCGAAACUGCAUCGCAAAGCCUCGGUGUCCCAGAUGGUGCUGCUGUUCUCCAAGCUGCAGGGGUUCAUUGUCAAGAGUUUGUCGCAGACGGGCCUGUUUCCAUGCGACCCGCCAAUCACGCCGCAGAUCUACGCGAACGUAACCUACAAUGGCCUGAUGCUAAUCGAGAUGCUGUUGCUCUGCUACGCUGCGAGGUACGUUUAUUACGUGGACCUGGAAAGGGAGGAGAACACGUCGGCCGAGGCGACAGAUCGGCCGAGAGACAAGACUACAGAACAAGCGGGCGCAACGAAUAACAACGAGGCCGGCAAACAGCCAUCGUCGUUCACCGCUAUGGAUUUCGCUCCUAAGCUCGCCGUUGCGCCAAAUACCCAAUUAACAAGCCCUCGGAACAACGAGAAUCAGAUUUGAUUCGCUCGUGUGUGCUUUGGUCGUGCGCAAGGUUGUUGCACGCUCGGCUACAGAUCCGGGAAAAAUCGAUCUUGCAUAAGAUCGAGGUGAUUCUGAAGGACGCGGCUGAAAAUAGGCGAAUUUUGGCGAUUGCGCGUUCUAAUUUACCUGGCGGAUGAUUAGAAUUGUUAUGUGAAGAGUAAUUGAAUACGGGAAUAUUGCAGUUUAUUUGUUUCAUUUUGACGAUGAUCUGGGUUUAUAGUAAUUUCUCCCUAAUUCUCCCUAAUCCGCGCUCA
Megalopta genalis is the source of this 1617-nucleotide messenger RNA. RefSeq names its product organic solute transporter subunit alpha. The record is from RefSeq and is a predicted model, not a curated record. NCBI's taxonomy places the organism in Eukaryota, Metazoa, Arthropoda, Insecta, Hymenoptera, Halictidae.